UCGUCACGUGGGCGAGUCAGGUGACGCUGCGGGGCGGGCGGACAGUCUGCGGGGCGGAGGGUGGACGCAGGGACGAGGUUUUAGCUCUGGCCCCUCCGACCUGCGCCCCGCCGCCGUUGCCGCCAUGACGGGCCUAGCGCUGCUCUACUCCGGGGUCUUCGUGGCUUUCUGGGCCUGCAUGCUCGUCGUGGGAAUCUGCUACACCAUCUUUGACCUGGGCUUCCGCUUUGAUGUGGCAUGGUUUCUGACGGAGACUUCCCCCUUCAUGUGGUCAAACCUGGGCAUUGGCCUAGCUAUCUCACUGUCUGUGGUUGGGGCAGCAUGGGGCAUCUAUAUUACUGGCUCUUCCAUCAUUGGGGGAGGGGUGAAGGCCCCCAGGAUCAAGACCAAGAAUCUGGUCAGCAUCAUCUUCUGUGAGGCUGUGGCCAUCUACGGCAUCAUCAUGGCAAUUGUUAUUAGCAACAUGGCUGAGCCUUUCAGUGCCACUGACCCCCAGGCCAUUGGCCAUCGAAACUACCAUGCAGGCUACUCCAUGUUUGGGGCUGGCCUCACAGUGGGCCUGUCAAACCUCUUCUGUGGAGUCUGUGUGGGCAUCGUGGGCAGUGGAGCCGCCCUGGCCGACGCGCAGAACCCCAGCCUCUUUGUAAAGAUUCUCAUCGUGGAGAUCUUUGGCAGCGCCAUCGGUCUCUUUGGGGUCAUCGUUGCAAUCCUUCAGACCUCCAGAGUGAAGAUGGGUGACUAGAUGACCUGUGCAGGCGGGGCCGUGCCCCCCUCUUAUUUAUUGGUGGUUUUCCCGGGACAGCUGGAGCUGUGCCCCUUAGCCUUUCAGGGGCUUGGUGUUCAGGGCCCUCCCUGCACUCACUCUUUUCUGCCUGUUGACUUGGAGGCGCUGCCUGGCUGGAUCCUCAGUGUGGGGAGUGGGCCACUGAUGACUGCGUGUGCAGCUGUGCACUCGUGUCCCCCCUCCACCCCCAACCCGUCUUCCCAGUGUUUGUGAAAUAAACGUGGUAUUUGUCUGGGUCA
Messenger RNA from Equus caballus (horse), 1023 nucleotides. It is a transcript of the gene ATP6V0B, whose product is annotated as ATPase H+ transporting V0 subunit b. Gene Ontology annotation, molecular function: proton-transporting ATPase activity, rotational mechanism. Gene Ontology annotation, biological process: proton transmembrane transport. The record is from RefSeq and is a predicted model, not a curated record. Gene Ontology annotation, cellular component: proton-transporting V-type ATPase, V0 domain; membrane. NCBI's taxonomy places the organism in Eukaryota, Metazoa, Chordata, Mammalia, Perissodactyla, Equidae.